This is a messenger RNA of Microtus ochrogaster (prairie vole), 3265 nucleotides long. It is a transcript of the gene Mib1, whose product is annotated as MIB E3 ubiquitin protein ligase 1. Gene Ontology annotation, molecular function: protein binding; zinc ion binding; ubiquitin-protein transferase activity. The record is from RefSeq and is a predicted model, not a curated record. Gene Ontology annotation, biological process: endocytosis; Notch signaling pathway; protein ubiquitination. Lineage: Eukaryota; Metazoa; Chordata; Mammalia; Rodentia; Cricetidae. Gene Ontology annotation, cellular component: cytoplasm.
GUGCGGCCCGGGCCCGGCACCCUCACGGCUCCCCCGCCGGCGGCGGCGCCCACAGCCCGGGCCCCGAUGAGUAACUCCCGCAACAACCGGGUGAUGGUGGAGGGGGUCGGCGCCCGCGUAGUGCGCGGCCCAGACUGGAAGUGGGGCAAGCAGGACGGUGGCGAGGGCCAUGUGGGCACUGUGCGGAGCUUCGAGAGCCCGGAGGAGGUCGUGGUGGUGUGGGACAACGGCACGGCCGCCAACUACCGCUGCUCCGGGGCCUACGACCUGCGCAUCCUGGACAGCGCGCCGACCGGCAUCAAGCAUGAUGGAACUAUGUGUGAUACUUGCCGCCAACAACCAAUCAUUGGCAUUCGAUGGAAAUGUGCAGAGUGUACAAAUUAUGAUUUGUGCACCGUUUGUUAUCAUGGAGAUAAGCACCACUUAAGGCAUCGCUUUUAUAGGAUCACUACACCAGGAAGUGAACGGGUUCUGUUAGAGUCUCGUAGAAAAUCUAAGAAGAUUACAGCCAGAGGAAUCUUUGCAGGUGCCAGAGUGGUACGAGGAGUGGACUGGCAGUGGGAAGAUCAAGAUGGGGGCAAUGGGCGUAGAGGAAAGGUAACGGAAAUCCAAGACUGGAGUGCAUCAAGCCCACACAGUGCAGCGUACGUUCUCUGGGAUAAUGGUGCUAAGAACCUUUACAGAGUUGGCUUUGAGGGCAUGUCUGAUCUGAAGUGUGUCCAGGAUGCCAAAGGAGGUUCUUUCUACAGAGAUCAUUGCCCUGUGUUAGGUGAGCAGAAUGGCAACAGGAAUCCUGGUGGAUUGCAGAUUGGUGACCUGGUAAAUAUAGACCUUGACCUGGAAAUCGUACAGUCUUUGCAGCAUGGUCACGGAGGAUGGACUGAUGGGAUGUUUGAGACUUUAACUACAACUGGAACUGUCUGUGGCAUUGAUGAAGAUCAUGACAUUGUAGUGCAGUAUCCAAGUGGCAAUAGGUGGACCUUCAAUCCUGCUGUUCUCACUAAGGCAAACAUUGUCCGAAGUGGGGAUGCUGCACAGGGAGCAGAAGGAGGCACCUCGCAGUUUCAAGUGGGUGAUCUUGUGCAAGUUUGUUAUGAUCUGGAAAGAAUUAAACUUCUCCAAAGAGGACACGGUGAAUGGGCUGAAGCAAUGCUUCCAACUUUAGGUAAAGUUGGCCGAGUACAACAGAUUUAUUCAGACAGUGAUUUAAAGGUGGAAGUUUGUGGAACUUCUUGGACAUACAAUCCUGCAGCAGUUUCCAAGGUGGCUUCUGCAGGAUCUGCCAUUAGCAAUGCGUCUGGUGAAAGACUGUCACAGCUUCUGAAGAAAUUAUUUGAAACCCAAGAAUCUGGUGACCUCAAUGAAGAACUGGUUAAGGCUGCUGCCAAUGGGGACGUGGCUAAAGUGGAAGAUUUGCUGAAGAGACCAGAUGUGGAUGUGAAUGGGCAGUGUGCUGGCCACACAGCUAUGCAGGCUGCUAGUCAAAAUGGACAUGUUGAUAUUUUGAAGUUACUUUUGAAACAAAAUGUAGAUGUAGAAGCAGAGGAUAAAGAUGGAGAUCGAGCUGUUCACCAUGCAGCCUUUGGAGAUGAGGGUGCUGUUAUCGAAGUCCUGCACCGAGGCAGCGCUGACCUGAAUGCUCGUAAUAAGCGCAGGCAGACUCCUCUGCAUAUCGCUGUCAAUAAAGGUCAUCUUCAGGUUGUGAAGACGCUGCUGGAUUUUGGUUGUCAUCCCAGUCUCCAGGAUUCUGAAGGUGACACCCCUCUCCAUGAUGCCAUAAGUAAGAAGCGGGAUGACAUCCUGGCAGUUCUUUUGGAAGCUGGAGCAGAUGUGACCAUCACAAACAACAAUGGGUUCAAUGCCCUGCACCAUGCUGCACUGAGAGGAAAUCCCAGUGCAAUGCGUGUUUUACUCUCAAAAUUACCAAGACCAUGGAUUGUGGAUGAGAAGAAAGAUGAUGGUUAUACUGCCUUGCACCUGGCUGCUCUGAAUAAUCAUGUGGAAGUUGCUGAAUUGUUGGUGCAUCAGGGAAAUGCAAACCUGGAUAUCCAGAAUGUGAACCAGCAAACAGCCCUACACCUUGCUGUUGAACGGCAGCACACCCAGAUUGUUAGGCUUUUGGUCCGUGCAGGUGCUAAGCUAGACAUUCAGGAUAAGGAUGGAGAUACCCCUUUACAUGAGGCUUUAAGGCAUCAUACUUUGUCUCAGCUACGCCAGCUACAAGACAUGCAAGAUGUGGGGAAAGUAGAUGCUGCCUGGGAGCCAUCAAAAAACACAUUAAUAAUGGGACUUGGUACCCAGGGGGCAGAAAAGAAGAGUGCAGCAUCUAUUGCCUGUUUCUUGGCAGCCAAUGGUGCCGACCUCAGCAUUCGAAAUAAGAAGGGUCAAUCACCACUGGAUCUCUGUCCUGACCCAAGUCUCUGCAAAGCGCUGGCAAAAUGUCAUAAGGAAAAAGUCAGUGGCCAAGUGGGUUCUCGGAGUCCUUCUAUGAUUAGCAAUGACUCUGAAACCUUGGAGGAAUGUAUGGUGUGCUCAGACAUGAAGAGAGAUACUCUUUUUGGUCCCUGUGGACACAUUGCGACUUGUUCUUUGUGUUCCCCACGUGUCAAGAAAUGCCUCAUCUGUAAAGAGCAGGUUCAGUCCAGGACAAAGAUUGAAGAAUGUGUGGUGUGCUCUGACAAGAAAGCAGCUGUUCUCUUUCAACCUUGUGGACACAUGUGUGCUUGUGAGAACUGUGCCAGCCUGAUGAAAAAAUGUGUGCAGUGCCGGGCAGUGGUUGAACGAAGGGUGCCUUUCAUCAUGUGCUGUGGUGGGAAGAGUUCGGAGGACCCCUCUGAUGAUGUCUCAAGUGGGACUAUUCCAGUGCUGCAGAAGGACAAAGACAACACCAAUGUCAAUGCAGAUGUACAGAAGCUGCAGCAGCAGCUGCAGGACAUCAAGGAGCAGACAAUGUGCCCUGUGUGUUUGGAUCGUCUGAAGAACAUGAUUUUCCUCUGUGGCCACGGAACAUGCCAGCUCUGUGGAGACCGGAUGAGCGAAUGCCCAAUUUGUCGCAAGGCAAUUGAACGGAGGAUUCUUUUGUAUUGACUAAGAGACACAGUGUGUUGUUAGUUGAAGUAUGUGAUCAUGAGAUCUUAGUAGGUUCUAAAGCUAAUGGGAAGUUUAAUAUAAUGGGCUAAUUUGAAAUUUCAUAAUUUUGUAUUAGAAUGUAAUUAGACUGUAUAUGUACCACCAUCACAACGAAAACAUACAGUGUUUGAAAUUG